UACAGAGGAACCUAAAAGGGCACCAAAAAUGUUGAUCACUUCUCAGAAGCUUGACAGAUCACGUGCAGUUCUUACUGAGACUGUGUCUUCCCAGGCAAAUGCUAACCCCUUUCUAGAGAUAGCUACCUCCCUGACUCCUGAAUUAUCUGAAGAGCAGCAAAAGAUCAAACUGCUUCUUAAACAGUUCAAGCAAGUGAAUUUAUCCCCAGUAAUGCGCCCUUUGAACAAGAGUUUGAUCAAAGAUGACCACUGGAAAGCCAUAGAUGAAGUUCAGGAGAAACGAAGAGCUUUCCUUUAUAAUUUCUGCAAAAAAUACAUUAAAGAAAGGAGACCCCUGAUCCACCUCAUGCGCAUGGUAUCCAGAAUAUAUGUGGAAGAUAAACACAAACUCUUGUAUUGUGAAGUGCCUAAGGCAGGCUGUUCUAACUGGAAAAGGGUUUUGCUAGUACUCAAUGGCCUUGCCAAAUCAACUUAUAAUAUUACCCAUGAUACUGUGCACUAUGGAAGGCAUUUGAAGAAACUAGACAGUUACGAUUUAAAAGGAAUACACAUGCGGUUAAAGACAUACACAAAAGUUAUAUUUGUACGAGAUCCCAUGGAAAGAUUAGUAUCUGCAUUUAGAGAUAAGUUUGAACACCCAAACAGCUACUACCACCCUGUAUUUGGGAAGUCAAUUAUUAAGAAAUACAGACAUAAUGCAGAUGGUGAAGCAUUGACAACAGGCUCAGGAGUACAGUUCAAAGAGUUCAUUCAGUAUUUGUUAGAUUCCCAUCGUCCAAUAGGGAUGGACAUACAUUGGGAACAGAUCAGCAAAUUGUGUCACCCUUGUAUUAUUAACUAUGAUUUCAUCGGUAAAUUUGAAACUUUGGAAGAGGAUGCCAAUUAUUUUUUGAGACUAAUAGGGGCUCCAGAAGACCUGACAUUUCCUAAUUUCAAAGAUCGACAUUCCACCGAAGAAAGAACAAAUUCAGAAGUUGUGAGACAGUACCUAGCAGAGAUCCCUGCUACAGAGAGACAGCUGACAUAUGACUUUUAUUCUCUGGAUUAUUUAAUGUUUAACUAUAGUGCACCAUAUGUAGAGCCCUGAUUUGGUUUAGGUUAAUGCUCGCAUAGUUUUACCUUGCAACUCUGAGUGAAAGUUGAUUGCAGAAGUGUUCAUAAACCCCAAUUGGCAUAAAUUAUAGGAAUAACACAGGAAAA
Gekko japonicus is the source of this 1200-nucleotide messenger RNA. RefSeq names its product carbohydrate sulfotransferase 9-like. Bases 29 to 1087 code for a protein of 352 amino acids. Gene Ontology annotation, biological process: carbohydrate biosynthetic process; proteoglycan biosynthetic process. Gene Ontology annotation, cellular component: membrane. The record is from RefSeq and is a predicted model, not a curated record. Gene Ontology annotation, molecular function: sulfotransferase activity. The transcript has a single exon. Lineage: Eukaryota; Metazoa; Chordata; Lepidosauria; Squamata; Gekkonidae.